UCUCACGUCUCAAAUUCCGUGUUGAGUUGCAAGCUCAAGGAUUCACACGGUCUAUACUUAGCUCUCCUAAACGUCAAAGUCUGCUGCAAGACACGAACUGUUUUUUAGUGUGACGUGAUAUAUUUUUAAAGCUCUAAACGCUUUCUUGAAAUCAUUUGAAGGCUGAAAGAUUGUUUAAAUGUAUUUUUUAGGAUAAUCAACUGAAGAGUUUGAUUUAAAAUGCGAGAAAAUGAGGAUGUUGAGCCCAGUAAUGUUUAAGAAACCGUGAUAAUAAAGAAGAGAAGAGAAACGUGGGACAAGGAAGCGAUUUCAAAGAGUCGAUUUAUGAAUGCAUCGGUCAGCUACAGCUGUGCGUGAACUGUGAAAAUGACAAUGAGAAUGAUUUCAUUUUUGGCUCUCAGCAUCUUUUUUAUUCAAGUGCCACAAGGUCAAACUGGAUGUGCUGAAGUGGAUUCCAUGACAGAGGCUGUGGCUGGAGAGAGCUUUCUGUUGGGUUGCAUUUCCUGCAAAAAAAGAGCAGAAGUGCCAGGUUCUGCUAUUGUGGAGUGGCACUUCAAACCAGCUGGAACUGAGGAGUAUAUCCAUAUUUUCCAGUAUGAAUAUCCUUUCCCCACUAUUCUUCAUGAAAACUUUGAGGGAAGAUUAGAGUGGCAAGGGACUAUGUGGACAAAGGAUGUGCAAAUUGGUGCCAUCUUCAUUCACAAUGUCACAUAUAAUGACACUGGGAGUUACCGCUGUACCUUCUACCGAACGCUGUACCUUUCUUUGAAUGAGGAGCACGUGAUAAUAAACAAAGAGGUGGAACUCACAGUUGUAGAAAAGGCCAACCCCGAGCUGACGACUGUAAUCUCUGAGAUCAUGAUGUACGUGUUGAUCGUAGUCCUGCAGUUGUGGAUGAUUGGAGUGCUGAUUUACUGCUAUAAGAAGAUCUACGCUGAGAACGAAGCUCGAGAGGCCAGAAAAGCUGCACGCUCUCAAAACAAAUUUAUUGACUUGAAGGACCCUUGUGGUGGUGUGUAUUUGGAAUAACUACAGUUUUGGUUAGUAGGCUUAUUCAUUUUCAGUUAAUAGACACUAUAGGUUCACUACGUUAAUGCUAUAACAUAGAUCUAUAUUUUUACAAACCUCUGUGUAUUUCUAGGGACAUUUCUAGCAUUGCAUUGGCUAAGGUAAAGCAGAAUGCAGAAUGAUUCAUAUACCAUGGUAAUAAAUCAGGUACAACAUUGUAUCAACUAGACAUUAAACCUAUGCAAGGUUGAAUCAGGAAUAUAAAGAGUCAGAAUAAACAGACUUCUGAAAUUAAAAGGGUUUGUAGAAAAGAAACAAA
Rhinichthys klamathensis goyatoka is the source of this 1327-nucleotide messenger RNA. RefSeq lists its product as uncharacterized. The record is from RefSeq and is a predicted model, not a curated record. Gene Ontology annotation, cellular component: voltage-gated sodium channel complex. NCBI's taxonomy places the organism in Eukaryota, Metazoa, Chordata, Actinopteri, Cypriniformes, Leuciscidae. The coding region runs from base 367 to 1029 and encodes 220 amino acids. Gene Ontology annotation, molecular function: sodium channel regulator activity. Gene Ontology annotation, biological process: cardiac muscle cell action potential involved in contraction; regulation of heart rate by cardiac conduction; sodium ion transport. The transcript is spliced from 5 exons.